AUGAGCCAGCAGUCGCAGACGGGGCGGGCUGCCUCGUUUAACCGGAGCUACAAUGGCGGCGUCGACGGGCCGCAGAUAUACUCGGCCUCCUAUUCGGGUGUCGAUGUGUAUGAAAUGGAAGUCAACAACGUUGCUGUUAUGCGCCGCCGCCACGACUCCUGGCUGAAUGCCACGCAGAUUCUCAAAGUCGCCGGAGUCGACAAGGGGAAGCGCACCAAGAUUCUCGAGAAGGAGAUCCAGAUCGGUGAACACGAAAAGGUCCAAGGAGGCUACGGCAAAUACCAGGGCACUUGGAUAAAAUUCGACCGAGGCGUUGAAGUCUGCCGCCAAUACGGUGUGGAGGAAUUACUGCGGCCGCUUUUGACGUACGACAUGGGGCAGGAUGGAGGCGUUGCAGGCCGCGGCGAUUUCAACACCCCGACUAAAGAACAAGCCAUGGCCGCGCAAAGAAAACGCAUGUACAACGCUGGAGGCGACGGGAGACCCAAUGGCUUGUCGGGCACUUUUUUCAAAAACAUUUCGAGCACAGCGUCCCAUGCCGUCGCCGCCAUCAGCAAAGCUCGAUUCGGCUCUCCCGGGCCUAGAAAUCGCAAUGGGCCAUCGCGAGCUCCAAGCUUCAGCCGGCAGCCCUCGAUGCAGAAUGGCGAUGAUUUCCCUGGUAACUCUCAGCAAAGCUAUACCUCCGACUAUACUAACCCAGCUGUCGACUCUGCCUACUCAACGCAGCAGCAGCAGCUACAACAACAGCAGCUGCAGCAGUCACAGCAGUCACAGCACCAACACCAACAGCCGAACGGCAAUGUAAGCAUGCCCGAUAACGAGCCUCCGAGAAAACGUGCACGAGUCACCAUAACCCCCGCCGAUAGCUUUGGUGCCUACGGACAGAAUAUGGAUGCCUAUGCCACAGCUUUUCCGGGAUCACCAACGGAGCCCAACGAAUCUUUUGUGUACACGCAAAGUGCGAUUAAUGAACGUGAUGCUAUAGAUGAAGGCAGCGGCCCGUCCCCCCCUCUGCCCUUCGAGGUAUCUCCCGACGUAGAAUUGAAACGCAGUAUGCUUAUGGGCCUUUUCAUGGACUCGGUCACGGAGGAGUCGUCGCACGAGAUGCUUCAAACUCUUACACCUCUCGAACUUGACAUGCCCAUCGACCCUCAAAGCCAUACCGCUCUUCACUGGGCAGCUACACUGGCACGAAUGCCUCUUUUACGGGCUCUCAUCGCCGUCGGUGCUUCUCCCCGGAGAGUAAACGCAUCAGGAGAGACGGCCCUCAUGCGAGCAUGUCUCGUUACAAAUUCCAUGGACCAGGGCUCAUUCCCAGACCUUCUCGAGGUUUUGGGAGGCACAAUUGAGUUCCGCGAUCACAAAGGACGAACCGUCUUGCAUCAUAUUGCAGUUACAAGCGCCGUCAAGGGUCGCAACGCCGCCAGCAGAUACUACCUAGAGAGCUUAUUAGAGUGGGUGGUGCGACAAGGUAGUGUCCCGAAUAGCCAAGCUACGCAGUUGAAUGGAAAUGGCAUCAAUGGAUCACAAUCCAUCCCCAAGAUGGGCAUUGCGCGGUUCAUGUCCGAGAUUGUCAACGCCCAGGAUAGCUCAGGAGAUACAGCGCUCAAUAUUGCAGCCCGCAUCGGAAACAGAAGUAUAAUCUCCCAGCUGUUAGAGGUGGGAGCUGAUCCAGAGAUUGCUAAUCGUGUCGGUCUACGGCCUCUGGACUUUGGCAUCGGCGGUGAGAAUGCCGAUGGAAAGAUCAACGGCGAUGCCGCAGCUGAAAAGAACGGUGCUCCUGGAUCCAGCCAGCGAAGCCGAGAGAGCAGUGAUGAGAUUAUUGAAUCUAUUACCCAUCUCUUAAAUGAGACCGGCGCUACUUUCCAGCAGGAAAUGAAGAGCAAACAAGCUUCCUUAGACAACCUACAUUCUACCCUCCGAACAACAUCAGCCCAGCUAGGCGAAGCCCGUCGAAGCAUCGAACAGAUCACAGCCACGCUCAAAAAGCAGCAGCUGGCUCGUCAAAAGGUCGCCAACCUCACACACGCCCGAGAAGACGACCAAUUCAGGAUCAUGAACGAACAGUCCAACGCCGCCCAGUCAAACCCAUCGUCAUCAUGGGAAACCGAACUUGCCGCCAUGUUAGAAGCCGCCGAAGAGGCCUCAACUUCGGGCAGUGGCGGUUUCGCCAGCGAGGGAAUGCUGCCCUCUGCGACGAUUCUGCGAGCACGUAUCCGCGCUAUCGAAAGCCGAAGGGAAGUUACGCGCAAGAUGGUCAUGGCUCUCAAGGGGCGAAGCCGCGAUGUUGAGGUUAAAUACCGGCGUGUCGUUGCGUUGUGCACGGGUGUCCCUGAGACAGAGGUCGAUGCCGUCGUGGACGGUCUCCUGAAGGCUGUUGAGAGCGAAAAGGAUGAGCUAGAAAUAGGGAGAGUGAGGAGAUUUCUUGGGGGAGUUGAAAGUGUAGUGCACUAG
Messenger RNA from Trichoderma asperellum CBS 433.97, 2454 nucleotides. RefSeq lists its product as uncharacterized. Gene Ontology annotation, cellular component: MBF transcription complex; SBF transcription complex. NCBI's taxonomy places the organism in Eukaryota, Fungi, Ascomycota, Sordariomycetes, Hypocreales, Hypocreaceae. Gene Ontology annotation, molecular function: protein binding; transcription coactivator activity; DNA binding. The record is from RefSeq and is a predicted model, not a curated record.